This is a messenger RNA of Schizosaccharomyces japonicus yFS275, 2841 nucleotides long. RefSeq names its product histone H4-like TAF Taf6. Lineage: Eukaryota; Fungi; Ascomycota; Schizosaccharomycetes; Schizosaccharomycetales; Schizosaccharomycetaceae. The transcript is spliced from 2 exons. Gene Ontology annotation, biological process: positive regulation of DNA-templated transcription initiation; chromatin organization; transcription by RNA polymerase II. The record is from RefSeq and is a predicted model, not a curated record. Bases 487 to 1863 code for a protein of 458 amino acids. Gene Ontology annotation, molecular function: RNA polymerase II-specific DNA-binding transcription factor binding; RNA polymerase II general transcription initiation factor activity; molecular adaptor activity. Gene Ontology annotation, cellular component: transcription factor TFIID complex; SLIK (SAGA-like) complex; cytosol.
CUAGAGGGGACACGACAUCGGCAAAAGGGUUAAAGUCUUCCUGAUCGUCAUAAAUAGAAUCGCCAAGCAUUUUUGGCAGUACUCGGUAGACGGGAUAUGUGUUGUCCUUGCACGGUGUAGCACCUCGAGGCAGAACAACACAACUUCGGUAAAAAACUGAUAAUGGGCCGCCUCAAUGAAACGCGAGCGCUAAGACGUAAAGUCGGAAAACUUAGAAUUGAGGAUUAUUAAUUAGAGCUUGCUUUGGAAGGAUAGAUAGAGUUCCUUGUGGGUGUCUUAUAACGACACAUUCUAAUAGGCGGCGAUAAAUUUUCCACGCAAAAAUUUUUUACUUUCUACCGUUGUAAUACUUGCAGUUUUUUAGAUCUUUUGGUGCUACUUUUUCAUAACUUUAACACUCUUGAUUUUGUACAAUUUUGUUGUUCAUGCUGAACAACGUUUUACCAAACCCCACCAUUCUCAGUCUCAUUCAACAUUGUUGAAAAUAUGUCUUUAACAAUAUGGAAUACAGAUUCCAUUAAAGACCUUGCAGAAAUGCUUGGGAUUGGAAACUUGGGUGACGAUGUAGCAAAAGCAAUUGCUAUGGAUUUAGAGUACAGAAUUCAUCAAAUUAUACAGGAAGCAAUCAAGUUUAUGCGGCAUUCAAAACGUCGUGUGCUAACGAACUCGGACAUAUCUGCUGCUUUGCGUACUUUAAAUGUGGAACCAUUGUAUGGAUUCAAUUCAAAUGAGCCAGUGGUAUUUAAUGAGGCACCUCUUGGACCUGGUCAAAGUUCAUUGUACUAUUUGGACGAUGAGGAAAUUGAUUUUGAGAAAGUAAUCAACGCGCCUUUACCAAAAAUCCCGAGAGAUAUUACGUACACAGCUCACUGGUUGGCAAUCGAGGGCGUUCAGCCUACCAUUCCUCAAAAUCCAACAACUGCAGAUCAUUCCGGAGCCGGUGGAGACUGGUCAGCGAAAGCUGGUGCUGCUGGUGUAAAGUCGGCAGGUGGAAAGAGCACAAGCGAUGUUUUUCCUUCAGCUGAUAAUGUUGAAGUGAAGCCUCUUGUUCGACACGUUCUUUCAAAAGAACUCCAAUUGUACUUUGAACGCAUCGCAAACGCUUUACUUUCAGACUCAAACGCAGAACUCAGGAAUGCUGCAUUGUCGAGUUUACGUACUGACCCGGGUCUUCAUCAAUUGCUGCCGUAUUUUAUCAUUUUCCUGUCCGACUCCGUCACACAGAACCUAAGCAAUCACAACGUUCUGAAAACCCUUAUGCAAAUGGCUUGGUCUUUGCUGGAUAACCCUAAUCUUUUCGUUGAACCUUAUAUUCACCAACUAAUUCCUCCCAUUCUGACAUGUAUGGUUGCCAAGUACUUGGGCCCAGGAGGUUUGGACACUGAGCAUUAUGAACUGCGAGAUUUUGCCGCAUACCUCCUGGGUAUUAUUUGUGAUCGAUUUGGUGAUGUUUAUUACACAUUGAAGCCUCGUGUUACAAGAACGUUGUUGAAGGCUUUUCUUGAUAACACAAAGCCUUUCACUACUCACUAUGGCGCCAUUAUCGGUCUUAAAACAAUGGGAAAGGAAGCAAUUCGUGUUCUUAUUGUGCCCAAUAUCAAGGUUUACGAGUUGCUGGUAAUUAAGGCAUUGGAAAAGGGCACUCCACAAGAAAAACAGGAGGCAAACAGAUGCAUCAAUGCUCUAAAUGAUGCACUUCACAUGUUAAAGGAUGAUCAUCCUGUUGGAAAUGCAGAAAGCGAACAACUCCCCCCGAACACUCGAGGUCUUUUGGAAAAAACGUAUGGAAUCUUGUUAACGGAAAAGUUGAUGGAGGAAAACGACGCAUUGCUCAUAAAAACACUUUUAGAUGAAGUUCAUUAAAAAGGGAGGCAGACACUUACAAUGAAAUAAUGCAAGUUAAUUUGUUCGCUGUUGUUUUAGUCACUAUCCAGUUCAUCUUCUUCUGUAGCAUUUGUGACAACGAAACGUUUGGCACCUUCGGCUGGUUCUUCCCAGUCUGAUGAACUGAAACUAUCGGAGCGAUGAGUGACGAGAUACGAUUGUAACUCAUGUGUGGGAGAGCCACUUCCGGAGGCACUUUCCUCUGAAUGCGGCGAGUUUGUACCAGUUGCCGACUGCAUAGACAUUCCCAUAAGUGAAGGAGUGUCCGUACUGUGCAUAGAACUAGCACGCGAAGAGCCUGCAAAAGGAGUAAAUGUAAAAGACUGGCUUGCAGACGCAAUUUUAAAGUCCUCCUCAUCAUCAUCUCUGCCUUCUGUUGCAGAAAGUCUAGGAGUUAAGAGUGUGUGCUGAGGAGCAGUGGCCUUGCUAUGUAACGAUGCAGGCCGAGUAUGGUGAACGUUAUGAUGCUGACUUGAGAACACUCUGGAACGCAUGCUACCCAGACUUUUGCUGAAGCCUUUUUUGCUAUGUUGAGACAUCUUGCGUGAGUUGAGUGAAUUCACAGGAGCGAGUCGGCCCUGAUCGGUCCAAACAGUUGCUUUGGCUCUACGAAGGUUCUGGACGUAGGAUCCUCUUUCUUCUCUCUCUACAGGAGCCGGUAUGCGGCCUGGCGCUGCAUUUGGAUUUAUAGUAGACGAAGCUGCUGCCUGUGCUACUGGAGCAUCAUUCGGGUUGCUUUCGGAACCAUCCUUGCUCAACCACGGUAAUCCAGCACGUGGAUCUGUCAUAUUUAUUUAGACGUUGCUCUCACAGAAAAGGGACGAAAGUAUUUUUUCGUCGAUUCCUGGAUAUCAGAAUCCUUUCUCUAAGCCGAUAAAUGCAGUUAAUAAUAAAUAAGUAGGUAUUCCUUAAUUAAUAGUACUCCGGGAGUAGGGAAUGAAUUAAUUUUGAGCUUCU